Molecule: messenger RNA, 1602 nt
Organism: Gasterosteus aculeatus aculeatus (three-spined stickleback)
Lineage: Eukaryota; Metazoa; Chordata; Actinopteri; Perciformes; Gasterosteidae
Source: RefSeq, a predicted model, not a curated record
CACGCACACGCGCACACACACACAUACACGCACAUCGCAGUGCUAUGCGCCUUAUCAUCCGUAACACAUUCAUUAUUAUAUAUAAACAUCAUUAUUCAGAUGUCUUCCAUCGCGGCCGAAUGAGGCUCUGCUGUGUUUGACGGAUAACGGCGCGCACGCAUCGGCUCACGGAGGCGUUGCUUGCGCCAGAGUAUCGGGGGAGUGGAUUUGUUAUCAGCAGCUUUACAUGAUCUGGUCAAAGUGCAUCCGGCACGUGGAGCUUUUCCUCGACUGAUGAAUUUGCAUCUAUCAAAUAAAUAUGGGAAUAAAGUCUAAUAAGGUUGCAGGAAAGACAAAAGAGAAAACUCAGUGGAAAGAAUUCUUAGAGGCAGUGAGUACUCUGCAAUGGGUGAUAUCCUUUCUCCUCUUAGGAGUGACCUGCACCAUAUUGAUGGUGUGCCUCAUGUUUACGUCGCUGUGGCCGCUCCCCACUCUGUACUUCAUAUGGAUGGUGAUUGACUGGCAAACUCCUGAACGAGGAGGCAGGAAAACAACAUUUGUGAGGCGGUGGAAGGUCUGGGAACACUUCAGGGAUUUCUUCCCAAUUAAACUGGUGAAGACGGCCGAGCUGAAUCCAAACAAAAACUACGUCCUAGGUUGUCAUCCGCAUGGUAUCAUGAGUACAGGAGCCUUCGCCUGCUUCAGCACAGAGAGCUGUGGCUUCACCGAGCUGUUUCCCGGGUUGAGAGCCUCCCUGGCGGUCCUGGCAGGACUUUUUAGGGUACCGCUCUUGAGGGAGUACCUCAUGUGUGCAGGUCUCUUUCCAGUCAGUAAACCGAGCCUCGCCCACCUCCUGUCAAAGAGGGGCAAGGGAAAUGCAGUGGUGAUUGUGAUAGGGGGCGCCGCCGAGUCCCUGGCGUCCUCUCCUGGAGUUAACGCAGUGGUAAUGAGGCAGAGGAAGGGAUUUGUCAGGGUGGCUCUGGAGUUUGGGGCCGAUCUGGUGCCCGUUUACUCAUUCGGAGAGACUGGGCUCUUUCAGCAGGUGGUUUUCUCAGAAGGCAGUCUGGGUCGGAGGUUACAGGACCUUUUCAAAAGGAUGAUGGGUUUCGCCCCAUGUCUGUUCCUUGGGGAGCGCUGGGCAUUCCUGCCCUACAGGACUCCGGUCACCACCGUUGUGGGAAGUCCGAUCUUGGUGCCAAAGCGCACCACACCUACGCAGGAGGAGGUUGACCACUAUCAUAGGCUUUACAUGGAGGGCCUCUCGAAGUUAUUCCACGAACACAAAGUCCACUGUGGACUUUCUGAAAGUCACAAGCUUCAGUUCCUUUAGACAUUUCCAUUUACGGGCUCAACGGGGAUCUCCAUGGACGGGUGUUUGGAUCUGAUGUGACGAACUUCAUAUUGUACUGUAUUUGAACAUAUUUUACAUGCAAAUGUACCUAAAAUAAUGAAGGGAUUGUGUGUUCAUGAUGCACUGAAACAGCGGUGUAUCGUAAAUCAAGGUGAAUUUAACGACAUAUUUAAAAGUGUAAUGUAUUUCAAUUCUGAAAGAAUGUUUGAUGAAAAGACAUUGGUCAAAUAAAGCAUCACAUAAGAUAAAUUUUAUGAGAACGUUUGCUCCAA